AAAUCAGCAUUCUUACCCCUUGUGGGUAGAGGCAGGCAGACAGCACCGUGGAGUGGAUUGCUCAGCAGACCGAUGCAUCCAAAACAAUGAAUUCACGUGAAGAGGACCUGGGGAAUGACACAAAUAGCGGACACUAGAGUGGUGAAUGCCUGCGCUUUGUACGACGGUCAUGGGCUGGCGUAGUACAGGUGAGCCAACGUGAGAUCCAAAGGCACGGUGUUGGACCGCUGGCACAUGGAAUUCUUGCCAUCCUAGCUUACCCACAUUUGUCUCACUGAAGAGAGAUGUCAAGAGACAGCAUGACUGCGGUGCGGGGAGCCCAUUCACACAAUGCCAGCCCAACAGCUCAAAAGGAGAAUGGGCACACCUCGCCUCACACCGUUCCACCUAGUCCGAACUUUCCUGAGCCUUCAACGGAGGACAUACUUGGACAUAGCCACAUGUCUUCUGCCAGCGACAUCACACACACCUGGGUACAUUUCGUGAAGACAUUUGUUUUGAUAUUCCCCAUUUACGCAUUGGGUUACUUUGAGUUUAGCUUCAGUUGGCUGUUGAUUGGACUUGUCAUCUUUUUCUGGUGGAGAAGAAUCAUAGGAGGAAAAUACAACAGAUUGCACCGGGCACUAUCCUUCUUUGAGCAAGAGGAGAGGGGCGUGAAGAGUCUUGCAACGUCUGAUCUACCAUCAUGGGUCCACUUCCCAGAUGUAGAACGAGUGGAAUGGAUAAACAAGACUGUCAAACAGAUGUGGCCAUACAUCUCACAGUUUGUGGAGAAGUUGUUCCAUGAGAAGAUUGAGCCCAGUGUGAAGGCCUCCAACGCUCACCUCAGCACCUUCUGCUUCAGCAAAGUGGACAUAGGAGACAAACCCUUGCGGGUCAACGGGGUAAAAGUUUACUCUGAAAAUGUGGAUAAACGCCAGAUCAUUAUGGAUCUCCAAAUCAGCUUUGUUGGAAACACAGAGAUUGAUGUGGACAUCAAACGGUACUACUGCAAAGCUGGCAUUAAAAGCAUUCAGAUCCAUGGUGUGCUGAGGGUAGUGAUGGAGCCACUGCUGGGGGAUAUACCACUUGUUGGAGCAUUGUCUUUGUUUUUCAUCAAGAAACCACUCCUGGACAUCAGCUGGACCGGCCUCACUAACAUACUGGACAUUCCUGGACUCAAUUCCUUCUCUGAAAGUCUCAUUCAAGAUAUAAUCUACAAUUAUCUGGUGUUACCCAAUCGCAUCACUAUCCCACUGGUGGGGGAUGUGGAGCUGGACCAGCUACGCUUUCCGAUGCCAAAGGGAGUUCUCCGGAUUCACUUCUUGGAGGCUCAAGACCUUGAAAUCAAGGAUACAUUUUUCGGUGGACUGAUCAAGGGCAAGUCUGACCCUUACGGCAUUCUACAGGUGGGCAACCAGUUGUUCCACAGCAAGACCAUAAAGGAGACUCUGGACCCUAAAUGGAACGAGGUCUACGAAGCGCUGGUGUACGAGCACUCCGGGCAGCACCUGGAGAUCGAGCUGUUCGACGAGGAUCCGGACAAGGAUGAUUUUCUUGGGAGUCUGAUGAUUGAUUUGACCGAGUUGUACAAAGAGCAAAAAGUUGAUGAGUGGUUUGAUUUAGAGGAGGCUCCCACUGGAAAGCUCCAUUUAAAACUAGAGUGGCUCUCUCUGCUCAACACUCCAGAGAAAUUAGACCAGGUGUUGCGAAGUGUCCGGGCAGAUUCAAGCCUGGCCAAUGAUGGACUAUCAUCAGCACUGCUCGUAGUCUAUCUGGACUCAGCAAAAAACUUACCGAGCGUCUUCACUGGCAGCUUAGGCUGUGGGAACUUAAGUGAGAGAAGAGCCUCUGGCCUAAUUUUUUGUGAGAGCAAUACUGCAGAGUACAGAGCAAGAUUUUCAGCAAAGAAGAGCAACAGCGAACCCAGCCCUUAUGUCCAAUUCACAGUAGGGCACAAAACACUUGAGAGCAAGAUUCGGUACAAGACCAAGGAGCCCAUGUGGGAAGACUGUUUUUCAUUCCUUGUUCAUAAUCCUCGGAGACAGGAGCUCGAAGUGGAGGUAAAGGAUGACAAGCACAAGUGCACCUUGGGUAACUUGAUGGUGCCUUUGAACAGCCUGUUGGCAGAGGAGGACAUGACGCUGACUCAGUGCUUUGCUCUUAAAAACUCUGGGCCUAGCUCCACCGUCAAACUAAAGAUGGCCCUGAGGAUUCUGUCGUUGGAGAAGCAGGGGUGCUCAGACCAGCCGUCUGGUGUCACCGUCAGAAAGUCAAGUUCGGCACAGCCAAAUAUAGCCUCCACCCAAAGACUGUCUGCUUCUUCUGACUCCACCCUACCCCCACCCACCCCUCCUUCAGGCAUGGCUGUAUCGUCUCUCAGCCUCCACUGCAGGGACGGAGAGCCUUACUCGGCCAGUCCUCUCCGAAGUACAUCCAACCUCAGCACCUGCAUUUCCAGCUCCCAGAAGCACCUUCCUCAUAAGGAAUCCACUCCCAGUUUGGCCUCAGAUGUCUCACUACCCUUUGCCACACAAGAGCUCCAACAGAGACUUCGCCAUCUACAGAAUGGCUCAGCCCCUGGCCAAUAUCCUCUCGGUGAAGUCCAGCUGACUGUUCGACACAGCUCACAGAGGAAUAAACUCAUUGUGGUGGUUCACUCUUGUCGAAAUUUGAUUGCCUUCACCAAAGAUGGCUCAGAUCCUUUUGUUCGUCUAUAUUUGCUGCCGGACAAAAGCCGGACAGGAAGAAGGAAAACAGGCACCAUGAAGAGGACUCUGAAUCCUGUUUAUGAUCAAACGUUUGAGUUUAGUGUAUCUAUGGUGGAAUUACACAGAAGGACACUGGAUGUAGCUGUGAAAAAUGGUGGCAGCCUUCUCUCUAAACACAGAGGGCUUUUAGGAAAGGCACUGGUUGAUCUGAGUGGGGAAGAUAUAUCUAAAGGAUGGACAAAUUGGUAUGAACUCACUGAGGAUGGAUUGUCUCAAAGCGUCAGAAGUAUUCAAGAUCCGCUCCUCACGUGAACACUGUUCCUCUGCUGUAUUAUGUGAUCGUUUGAUGUACGGGCCCAUAAUUUUAAAUGUAUCUAUUAUUUUGUAAAAUUUUCUAUGGUUUUGAGCAUGUAAAACAUUUCUUAAAUUUGAAGAAAUGCUCCUAUUACUUUACAAUUGAGGUGUUACAUAUUGUGUUGAAAAAGACUAACUGCUUUUAUUUUCAGUGUUUUGUGUAAAUAUAAAAAUCGUAAUUUGCAAAGAUUUCUUGGAAAUAUAUUUAUUUAUUCUAAUUUAAUUUAAAUAUGUAAAAACUGCAUUGCCUUUUGUCCAAUUUGUUAAAAUGUGAGUCUUUUACAUUAUGUAUCAAAACCUUUACCAAAGGACCCAAUACAGUCAUGUAUGUUGGCAAAGUCUCCAUGUGAUAUUGUUAUGCAGUGUUAUCGGAUUGUUUACUUUUUGAUGUUUUAUGCCUGAAUACAACUGAUGAAUGCACAAUAUGCACAGAAUGGAACUACUGCUCGAUAUUGUAAAGAUGACUGUGGAUGCUGGAUCUGUGAAUAUUGUCUUGGACACUGAAGAGACACAUUUAGGGCUACAGAGCAUUUCAAAGGAUUUGAUUUUACAAGUUGAACAAAAUGUGACAAAAUGUUAUUAUUUAUUUUACUUGGCUGUGACACUUGCCAAACGGGCUUAUAAAUGUUUGCAAUGCAGUAAUGACUGAGCUUUUUAAACUGUUUAUUUAUCAAUCCUGUGCCUUAAAACACUAUGUAAUUUUGCCUUGUUGUUAUGAUUUUGAAUGGUAUGAUGCCUCAUGAAUUUUUGAAAAUAAAUGUUUUCUCUUGUGAACA
Molecule: messenger RNA, 3820 nt
Organism: Periophthalmus magnuspinnatus
Lineage: Eukaryota; Metazoa; Chordata; Actinopteri; Gobiiformes; Gobiidae
Gene: esyt2b
Product: extended synaptotagmin-like protein 2b
Exons: 23
Coding region: 285-3002 (905 amino acids)
Biological process (GO): lipid transport
Molecular function (GO): lipid binding
Source: RefSeq, a predicted model, not a curated record